CACGCCGCGGCGAUCAUGGCCGCGCGGGCAGCAGCGGCGGCGGCGGCGGCGGCGGCGCGGGCGCGGGCGCGGGCAGGCAGCGGCGAACGGCGGGCGCCCCCCGGGCCGCGGCCGGCGCCCGGGGCCCGGGACCUGGAGGCGGGGGCGCGCGGCGCGGCGGCGGCACCGGGACCCAUGCUGGGGGGCGGCGGCGACGGCGGCGGCGGCCUGAACAGUGUGCACCACCACCCCCUGCUCCCCCGUCACGAACUCAACAUGGCCCAUAACGCGGGCGCCGCGGCCGCCGCCGCCGGCACCCACAGCGCCAAGAGCGGCGGCUCCGAGGCGGCUCUCAAGGAGGGUGGAAGCGCCGCCGCGCUGUCCUCCUCCUCCUCCUCCGCGGCGGCAGCGGCGGCGUCCUCUUCCUCCUCGUCGGGCCCGGGCUCGGCCAUGGAGACGGGGCUGCUCCCCAACCACAAACUGAAAACCGUUGGCGAAGCCCCCGCCGCGCCGCCCCACCAGCAGCACCACCACCACCACCAUGCCCACCACCACCACCACCAUGCCCACCACCUCCACCACCACCACGCACUACAGCAGCAGCUAAACCAGUUCCAGCAGCAGCAGCAGCAGCAGCAGCAACAGCAGCAGCAGCAGCAGCAGCAACAUCCCAUUUCCAACAACAACAGCCUGGGCGGCGCAGGCGGCGGCGCGCCUCAGCCCGGCCCCGACAUGGAGCAGCCGCAACAUGGAGGCGCCAAGGACAGUGCCGCGGGCGGCCAGGCCGACCCCCCGGGCCCGCCGCUGCUGAGCAAGCCGGGCGACGAGGAAGACGCGCCGCCCAAGAUGGGGGAGCCGACGGGCGGCCGCUACGAGCACCCGGGCCUGGGCGCCCUGGGCGCGCAGCAGCCGCCGGUCGCCGUGCCCGGGGGCGGCGGCGGCCAGGCGGUCCCGGAGUUUAAUAAUUACUAUGGCAGCGCUGCCCCUGCGAGCGGCGGCCCCGGCGGCCGCGCUGGGCCUUGCUUUGAUCAACAUGGCGGACAACAAAGCCCCGGGAUGGGGAUGAUGCACUCCGCCUCCGCCGCCGCCGCCGGGGCCCCCGGCAGCAUGGACCCCCUGCAGAACUCCCACGAAGGGUACCCCAACAGCCAGUGCAACCAUUAUCCGGGCUACAGCCGGCCCGGCGCGGGCGGCGGCGGCGGCGGAGGAGGAGGAGGAGGUGGUAGCGGAGGAGGAGGAGGAGGAGGAGGAGCAGGAGCAGGAGGAGCAGGAGCGGGAGCUGUGGCGGCGGCGGCCGCGGCGGCGGCAGCAGCAGCAGCAGGAGGCGGCGGCGGCGGCUAUGGGGGCUCGUCCGCGGGGUACGGGGUGCUGAGCUCCCCCCGGCAGCAGGGCGGCGGCAUGAUGAUGGGCCCCGGGGGCGGCGGGGCCGCGAGCCUCAGCAAGGCGGCCGCCGGCUCGGCGGCGGGGGGCUUCCAGCGCUUCGCCGGUCAGAACCAGCACCCGUCGGGGGCCACCCCGACCCUCAAUCAGCUGCUCACCUCGCCCAGCCCCAUGAUGCGGAGCUACGGCGGCAGCUACCCCGAGUACAGCAGCCCCAGCGCGCCGCCGCCGCCGUCGCAGCCCCAGUCCCAGGCGGCGGCGGCGGCGGGGGCGGCGGCGGGCGGCCAGCAGGCGGCCGCGGGCAUGGGCUUGGGCAAGGACAUGGGCGCCCAGUACGCCGCUGCCAGCCCGGCCUGGGCGGCCGCGCAACAAAGGAGUCACCCGGCGAUGAGCCCCGGCACCCCCGGACCGACUAUGGGCAGAUCCCAGGGCAGCCCAAUGGAUCCAAUGGUGAUGAAGAGACCUCAGUUGUAUGGCAUGGGCAGUAACCCUCAUUCUCAGCCUCAGCAGAGCAGUCCGUACCCAGGAGGUUCCUACGGCCCCCCAGGCCCACAGCGAUAUCCAAUUGGCAUCCAGGGUCGGACUCCCGGGGCCAUGGGCGGAAUGCAGUACCCUCAGCAGCAGAUGCCUCCUCAGUAUGGACAGCAAGGUGUGAGUGGUUACUGCCAACAGGGCCAACAGCCAUAUUACAGCCAGCAGCCGCAGCCCCCGCACCUCCCGCCCCAGGCGCAGUAUCUGCCGUCCCAGUCCCAGCAGAGGUACCAGCCGCAGCAGGACAUGUCUCAGGAAGGCUAUGGAACUAGAUCUCAACCUCCUCUGGCCCCCGGAAAACCUAACCAUGAAGACUUGAACUUAAUACAACAAGAAAGACCAUCAAGUUUACCAGUUGAAGUCUUGGCCUCGGAGGAUACAGCCUUUGGACUCAAGGAUCUGUCUGGCUCCAUUGAUGACCUCCCCACGGGAACGGAAGCAACUUUGAGCUCAGCAGUCAGUGCAUCCGGGUCCACGAGCAGCCAAGGGGAUCAGAGCAACCCGGCGCAGUCGCCUUUCUCCCCACAUGCGUCGCCUCAUCUCUCCAGCAUCCCGGGGGGCCCAUCUCCCUCUCCUGUUGGCUCUCCUGUAGGAAGCAACCAGUCUCGAUCUGGCCCAAUCUCUCCUGCAAGUAUCCCAGGUAGUCAGAUGCCUCCGCAGCCACCCGGGAGCCAGUCAGAAUCCAGUUCCCAUCCCGCCUUGAGCCAGUCACCAAUGCCACAGGAAAGAGGUUUUAUGGCAGGCACACAAAGAAACCCUCAGAUGGCUCAGUAUGGACCUCAACAGACAGGACCAUCCAUGUCGCCUCAUCCUUCUCCUGGGGGCCAGAUGCAUGCUGGAAUCAGUAGCUUUCAGCAGAGUAACUCAAGUGGGACUUACGGUCCACAGAUGAGCCAGUAUGGACCACAAGGUAACUACUCCAGACCCCCAGCGUAUAGUGGGGUGCCCAGUGCAAGCUACAGCGGCCCAGGGCCCGGUAUGGGUAUCAGUGCCAACAACCAGAUGCAUGGACAAGGGCCAAGCCAGCCAUGUGGUGCUGUGCCCCUGGGACGAAUGCCAUCAGCUGGGAUGCAGAACAGACCAUUUCCUGGAAAUAUGAGCAGCAUGACCCCCAGUUCUCCUGGCAUGUCUCAGCAGGGAGGGCCAGGAAUGGGGCCGCCAAUGCCAACUGUGAACCGUAAGGCACAGGAGGCAGCCGCAGCAGUGAUGCAGGCUGCUGCGAACUCAGCACAAAGCAGGUACGCCACCCAGGAGCACGCCCCGGGCAGGCAAGGCAGUUUCCCCGGCAUGAACCAGAGUGGACUUAUGGCUUCCAGCUCUCCCUACAGCCAGCCCAUGAACAACAGCUCUGGCCUGAUGAACACGCAGGCGCCGCCCUACAGCAUGGCGCCUACCAUGGUGAACAGCUCGGCAGCAUCUAUGGGUCUUGCAGAUAUGAUGUCUCCUGGUGAAUCCAAACUGCCCCUGCCUCUCAAAGCAGACGGCAAAGAAGAAGGCACUCCGCAGCCCGAGAGCAAGUCAAAGGAUAGCUACAGCUCUCAGGGUAUUUCUCAGCCCCCAACCCCAGGCAACCUGCCAGUCCCUUCCCCAAUGUCCCCCAGCUCUGCUAGCAUCUCCUCAUUUCAUGGAGAUGAAAGUGAUAGCAUUAGCAGCCCAGGCUGGCCAAAGACUCCAUCAAGCCCUAAGUCCAGCUCCUCCACCACCACUGGGGAGAAGAUCACGAAGGUGUAUGAACUGGGGAAUGAGCCAGAGAGAAAGCUCUGGGUCGACCGAUACCUCACCUUCAUGGAAGAGAGAGGCUCUCCUGUCUCGAGUCUGCCUGCCGUGGGCAAGAAGCCUCUGGACCUGUUCCGGCUCUAUGUCUGCGUCAAAGAGAUUGGGGGUUUGGCCCAGGUUAAUAAAAACAAGAAGUGGCGUGAGCUGGCCACCAACCUAAACGUUGGCACCUCAAGCAGUGCAGCGAGCUCCCUGAAAAAGCAGUAUAUUCAGUACCUGUUUGCCUUCGAGUGCAAGAUCGAACGCGGGGAGGAGCCCCCGCCGGAAGUCUUCAGCACCGGGGACACCAAAAAGCAGCCCAAGCUCCAGCCGCCAUCUCCUGCUAACUCGGGAUCCUUGCAAGGCCCACAGACCCCUCAGUCAACUGGCAGCAAUUCCAUGGCAGAGGUUCCAGGUGACCUGAAGCCACCUACCCCAGCCUCCACCCCUCACGGACAGAUGACCCCAAUGCAAGGUGGAAGAAGCAGUACAAUCAGUGUGCACGACCCGUUCUCAGACGUGAGUGAUUCAUCCUUCCCGAAACGGAACUCCAUGACUCCAAACGCCCCCUACCAGCAGGGCAUGAGCAUGCCCGAUGUGAUGGGCAGGAUGCCCUAUGAGCCCAACAAGGACCCCUUUGGGGGAAUGAGAAAAGUGCCUGGAAGCAGCGAGCCCUUUAUGACGCAAGGACAAAUGCCCAACAGCAGCAUGCAGGACAUGUACAACCAAAGUCCCUCCGGAGCAAUGUCCAACCUGGGCAUGGGGCAGCGCCAGCAGUUUCCCUAUGGAGCCAGUUACGACCGAAGGCAUGAACCUUAUGGGCAGCAGUAUCCAGGCCAAGGCCCUCCCUCGGGACAGCCGCCGUAUGGAGGGCACCAGCCCGGCCUGUACCCACAGCAGCCGAAUUACAAACGCCAUAUGGACGGCAUGUACGGGCCCCCAGCCAAGCGCCACGAGGGCGACAUGUACAACAUGCAGUACAGCAGCCAGCAGCAGGAGAUGUACAAUCAGUACGGAGGCUCCUACUCGGGCCCGGACCGCAGGCCCAUCCAGGGCCAGUACCCAUAUCCCUACAGCAGGGAGAGGAUGCAGGGCCCGGGGCAGAUCCAGACGCACGGAAUCCCGCCUCAGAUGAUGGGCGGCCCGCUGCAGUCGUCCUCCAGCGAGGGACCUCAGCAGAAUAUGUGGGCAGCACGCAAUGAUAUGCCUUAUCCCUACCAGAACAGGCAGGGCCCUGGCGGCCCUGCACAGGCGCCCCCUUACCCAGGCAUGAACCGCACGGACGAUAUGAUGGUACCUGAUCAGAGGAUAAAUCAUGAGAGCCAGUGGCCUUCUCACGUCAGCCAGCGUCAGCCUUAUAUGUCGUCCUCAGCCUCCAUGCAGCCCAUCACGCGCCCGCCACAGCCGUCCUACCAGACGCCACCGUCACUGCCAAAUCACAUCUCCAGGGCGCCCAGCCCAGCAUCCUUCCAGCGCUCCCUGGAGAACCGCAUGUCUCCAAGCAAGUCUCCCUUUCUGCCCUCUAUGAAGAUGCAGAAGGUCAUGCCCACGGUCCCCGCAUCCCAGGUCACUGGGCCACCACCCCAACCACCCCCAAUCAGAAGGGAGAUCACCUUUCCUCCUGGCUCAGUGGAAGCAUCACAGCCAGUCUUGAAACAAAGGCGAAAGAUCACCUCCAAAGAUAUCGUUACUCCAGAGGCAUGGCGUGUGAUGAUGUCCCUUAAAUCAGGUCUUUUGGCUGAAAGUACGUGGGCUUUGGACACUAUUAAUAUUCUUCUGUAUGAUGACAGCACUGUUGCUACUUUCAAUCUCUCCCAGUUGUCUGGAUUUCUGGAACUUUUAGUCGAGUACUUUAGAAAAUGCCUGAUUGACAUUUUUGGAAUUCUUAUGGAAUAUGAAGUGGGAGACCCCAGCCAAAAAGCACUUGAUCACAACGCAGCAAGGAAGGACGACAGCCAGUCCUUGGCGGACGAUUCUGGGAAAGAGGAGGAAGAUGCUGAAUGUAUUGAUGACGACGAGGAGGACGAGGAGGACGAGGAGGACGACAGCGAGAAGACAGAAAGCGAUGAAAAGAGCAGCAUCACUCUGACCGCCCCGGAUGCCGCUGCAGACCCAAAGGAGAAGCCCAAGCAAGCCAGUAAGUUCGACAAGCUGCCAAUAAAGAUAGUCAAAAAGAACAACCUGUUUGUUGUUGACCGAUCUGACAAGUUGGGGCGUGUGCAGGAGUUCAACAGUGGCCUUCUGCACUGGCAGCUCGGCGGGGGCGACACCACCGAGCACAUUCAGACUCACUUUGAGAGCAAGAUGGAAAUUCCUCCUCGCAGGCGCCCACCUCCCCCCUUAGGCUCCGCGGGGAGAAAGAAAGAGCAAGAAGGCAAAGGAGACUCUGAAGAGCAGCAAGAGAAAAGCAUCAUAGCAACCAUCGAUGACGUCCUCUCUGCUCGGCCAGGGGCACUGCCCGAAGACGCAAACCCUGGGCCCCAGACGGAAAGCAGUAAGUUUCCCUUUGGUAUCCAGCAAGCCAAAAGUCACCGGAACAUCAAGCUGCUGGAGGACGAGCCCAGGAGCCGAGACGAGACUCCUCUGUGCACCAUUGCACACUGGCAGGACUCGCUGGCUAAGCGAUGCAUCUGUGUGUCCAAUAUUGUCCGUAGCUUGUCGUUCGUGCCUGGCAAUGAUGCCGAAAUGUCCAAACAUCCAGGCUUGGUGCUGAUCCUGGGGAAGCUGAUUCUUCUUCACCACGAGCAUCCAGAGAGAAAGCGAGCACCACAGACCUACGAGAAAGAUGAGGAUGAGGACAAGGGGGUGGCCUGCAGCAAAGAUGAGUGGUGGUGGGACUGCCUCGAGGUCUUGAGGGAUAACACGUUGGUCACGUUGGCCAACAUUUCCGGGCAGCUAGACUUGUCUGCUUACACGGAAAGCAUCUGCUUGCCAAUUUUGGAUGGCUUGCUGCACUGGAUGGUGUGCCCGUCUGCAGAGGCACAAGAUCCCUUUCCAACUGUGGGACCCAACUCGGUCCUGUCGCCUCAGAGACUUGUGCUGGAGACCCUCUGUAAACUCAGUAUCCAGGACAAUAAUGUGGACCUGAUCUUGGCCACUCCUCCAUUUAGUCGUCAGGAGAAAUUCUAUGCUACAUUAGUUAGGUACGUUGGGGAUCGCAAAAACCCAGUCUGUCGAGAAAUGUCCAUGGCGCUUUUAUCGAACCUUGCCCAAGGGGACGCGCUAGCAGCAAGGGCCAUAGCUGUGCAGAAAGGAAGCAUUGGAAACUUGAUAAGCUUCCUAGAGGAUGGGGUCACGAUGGCCCAGUACCAGCAGAGCCAGCACAACCUCAUGCACAUGCAGCCCCCGCCCCUGGAACCACCUAGCGUGGACAUGAUGUGCAGGGCGGCCAAGGCUUUGCUAGCCAUGGCCAGGGUGGACGAAAACCGCUCAGAAUUCCUUUUGCACGAGGGCCGGUUGCUGGAUAUCUCGAUAUCAGCUGUCCUGAACUCUCUGGUUGCAUCUGUCAUCUGUGAUGUACUGUUUCAGAUUGGGCAGUUAUGACAUAAGUGAGAAGGCAAGCAUGUGUGAGUGAAGAUUAGAGGGUCACAUAUAACUGGCUGUUUUCUGUUCUUGUUUAUCCAGCGUAGGAAGAAGGAAAAGAAAAUCUUUGCUCCUCUGCCCCAUUCACUAUUUACCAAUUGGGAAUUAAAUAAUUAAUUUGAACAGUUACGAAAUUAAUAUUUGCUGUCUGUGUGUAUAAGUACAUCCUUUGGGGUUUUUUUUUUUUUUUUCUUUUUUUUAACCAAAGUUGCUGUCUAGUGCAUUCAAAGGUCACUUUUGGUUUUUCACAGAUCUUUUUAAUGUUCUUUUCCAUGUUGUAUUGCAUUUUUGGGGGAAGCAAAUUGACUUUAAAGAAAAAAGUUAUGGCAAAAGAUGCUAAGAUGCAAAAAUUUCACCACACUGAGUCAAAAAGGUGAAAAAUUAUCCAUUUCCUAUGCGUUUUACUCCUCAGAGAAUGAAAAAAAACUGCAUCCCAUCACCCAAAGUUCUGUGCAAUAGAAAUUUCUACAGAUACAGGUAUAGGGGCUCAAGGAGGUAUGUCAGUCAGUAGUCAAAACUAUGAAAUGAUACUGGUUUCUCCACAGGAAAAUGGUUCCAUUAGGCUGGGAGCAAAAACAAUGUUUUUUUAAGAUUGAAAAUACAUACCUGACAACGAUCCGGAAACUGCUCCUCACCACUCCCGUCAUGCCUGCUGUCGGCGUUUGACCUUCCACAUGACAGUUCUUCACAAUUCCUUUAAUCAUUUUUUAAAUAUUUUUUUUACUGCCUAUGGGCUGUGAUGUAUAUAGAAGUUGUACAUUAAACAUACCCUCAUUUUUUUCUUUUCUUUUCUUUUUUUUUUUUUUUUUUUUUUUAGUACAAACUUUUAGUUUCUUUUUCAUGAUGUGGUAACUACGAAGUGAUGGUAGAUUUAAAUAAUUUUUUAUUUUUAUUUUAUAUAUUUUUUCAUUAGGGCCAUAUCUCCAAAAAAAGAAAGAAAAAAUACAAAAAACAAAAAAAAAAAAACAAAAAAACAAAAAAAAGAGGGUAAUGUACAAGUUUCUGUAUGUAUAAAGUCAUGCUCGAUUUCAGGAGAGCAACUGAUCACUGCUUCAUGAAUCAAGGUGUGGAAAUGGUUGUAUAUGGAUUGAUUUAGAAAAUGGUUACCAGUACAGACAAAAAAGAGAAAAUGAAAAAAAUACAACUAAAAGGAAGAAACACAACUUCAAAGAUUUUUCAGUGACGAGAAUCCACAUUUGUAUUUCAAGAUAAUGUAGUUUAAAAAAAAAAAAAGAAAAAAAACUUGAUGUAAAUUCCUCCUUUUCCUCUGGCUUAAUGAAUAUCAUUUAUUCAGUAUAAAAUCUUUAUAUGUUCCACAUGUUAAGAAUAAAUGUACAUUAAAUCUUGUUAAGCACUGUGAUGGGUGUUCUUGAAUACUGUUCUAGUUUCCUUAAAGUGGUUUCCUAGUAAUCAAGUUAUUUACAAGAAAUAGGGGAAUGCAGCAGUGUAUUCACAUAAUAAAACCCUACAUUUGGAAGAGACCUUUAGGGGUUACCUACUUUAGAGUGGGGAGCAACAGUUUGAUUUUCACAAAUUACUUAGCUAAUUAGUCUUUCUUUGAAGCAAUUAACUUAGUCUAACGACAUUGAGGUAUGAUCAUUUCCAGUAUUUACGGGAGGUGGCUGCCGACCCACUUGAGGUGAGAUCUCAGAAGCUUAACUGGCCUGAAAAUGUUAACAUUCUGCCUUUUACUAACUCCAUCUUAGUUUAAUCAAAGUUCAAUCGAUUCCUUGUUUCUUCUGUGUGCCUCAAAGUUAUUUUACAUUUAGUUUACUCCACCGUGUAUAAUAUUUAUACUGUGCAAUGUUAAAAAGAAUCUGUUAUAUUGUAUGUGGUGUACAUAGUGCAAAGUGAUUAUUUCUAUUUCAGGGCAUAUUAUGGUUCUCAUAUUCCUUCCUACCUGGUGCACAGUAGCUUUUUAAUACUAGUCACUUCUAAUUUAAACUUUCUCUUCCUGGGUCAUUGACUGUUACUGUGUAAUAAUCAAUUUCUUUGAAACUGCUGCAUAAUUAUGCUGUUAGUGGACCUCUACCUCUUCUCAUCCCUCUUCCAAUCACAGUAUACUCAGAAUACCCAGCCCCUCGCAUACAUUGUGUCUGUUCACAUUACUCACAGUAAUAGAUGGAAGAGUUAGACAGGAACAUGCAGUUACAGUCAUUGUGAGACGUGACUCUCCAGUGUCACGAGGAAAAAAAUCAUCUUUUCUGCAAGCAGUCUCUCAUCUGUCAACUCCCACAUUACUGAGUCAAACAGUCUCCUUACAUAACAAUGCAACCAUAUAUAUGUUGAAUUAAAGACCCAUUUAUAAUUCUACUUUAAAUACAUCUGCUUGCUAAGAACAGAUUUUAGUGCUCCGAGCUUCAAAUAUGGAGAUUUGUAAGAGGGAAUUCAAUAUUAUUCUAAUUUCUCUCUUACAGGUACAAAUAAAAGGUGUAUACAAACUCUGAACAUAUCCAGUAUCCCAAUUCCUUUGUCAGUCAAAAGAGUAAAAUAAUUAACAAAAGACUGUUGUUAUGGUUUGCAUUGUAACCUAUACGCAACAAGUUUUUCUAUCCUGAUGUGCAACAUAGUCUCUAGACUAAUCCAGGAAGACUUUAGCCUCCUUUCCAUAUUCUCACCCCUGAAUCAAGAUUUACAGAAGCCCAUGAAGAAUUUGCAGCCUACUUGAGAUCAUCUUGCCUAUAAACUGAGUUAUUGCUUUGUCCUAAAAAUUAGUCGGUUUUUUUUUACUAUGAGGCUUUUCAGAAAUUUACAGGAUGCCCAGACUUUAAAUGUGUACCAAAAAAAAGAUAAAAAAAUAAAGGUGCAAAGAAAGUUUAGUAUUUUGGAA
This is a messenger RNA of Rhinopithecus roxellana (golden snub-nosed monkey), 10057 nucleotides long. RefSeq names its product AT-rich interaction domain 1B (gene ARID1B). Gene Ontology annotation, molecular function: nucleosome binding; DNA binding. The record is from RefSeq and is a predicted model, not a curated record. The coding region runs from base 16 to 7188 and encodes 2390 amino acids. Gene Ontology annotation, biological process: chromatin remodeling; positive regulation of DNA-templated transcription; regulation of transcription by RNA polymerase II. Lineage: Eukaryota; Metazoa; Chordata; Mammalia; Primates; Cercopithecidae. Gene Ontology annotation, cellular component: nucleoplasm; nBAF complex; SWI/SNF complex. The transcript has 21 exons.